Messenger RNA from Setaria italica (foxtail millet), 690 nucleotides. RefSeq lists its product as uncharacterized. The transcript has a single exon. Lineage: Eukaryota; Viridiplantae; Streptophyta; Magnoliopsida; Poales; Poaceae. The record is from RefSeq and is a predicted model, not a curated record. The coding region runs from base 1 to 690 and encodes 229 amino acids.
AUGAGUGACCUGGGGCCUCUCUCCUUCUACCUGGGGAUCGAGGUGCACCAGGACGACUCCGGGAUCAUGCUUCGACAGACCGCCUACACCAAGCGCGUCGUAGAGCUAGUUGGGCUCACCGACUGCAACCCAGCUCUCACUCCAAUGGAGGAGAGGCUGAAGCUGAGUCACGAUAGCUUGACGGAGGAGGUAGACGCUACGCAGUAUCGGCAUCUUGUGGGGAGCCUUCGCUACCUCGCCCACACACGGUCGGACUUGGCAUUCUCCGUCGGCUACGUCAGUCGGUUCAUGCAGCGACCGACGACGAAGCACCAGCAGGCCGUGAAGAGGAUCAUCCACUACAUUGCGGGGACUCUCGAUCACGGUCUCUUCUACCCGAGGUGUCCCGGGGCAGCACACUUCUUCGAGUAUAGCGACAGCGACCACGCCGGCAACAUCGACACCAGCAAGAGCACGAGCGGGAUUCUCUUCUUCCUCCGCAAGUGCCUCGUUAGCUGGCAGUUGGUCAAGCAGCAGGUGGUGGCCUUGUCCAGCUAUGAGGCUGAGUACAUAGCGGCUUCCACCGCUUCAACUCAGGCGCUCUGGCUCGCUCGGCUGCUUAGUGAUCUCCUUGGCAGAGACGCUGAAGCAGUGGAGCUUAGGGUGGACAGCAAGUCUGCUCUGGCUCUGGCAAAGAACCCCGUUUUCUAA